UCUGAGCAGCAGCAGCAGCAGUAGCCCUCACAGCCUGAGCCAGCGUCGCUUUAUCCUCACAAAUUCACCACUUCUUCUGUUACAAUUCUAACUGGUCCGUCCACGUGACAAAUACUGCAAUAUACUUAGAAAGAAUCGCUACCUUUUGCAAGCGCGUGUUUUUUUUUUUCAAUCGGACAGAAUAAAGUACCAACCAUCUCUGACAUCCUAACUUGAGAAAGUGUUCUUUGUGGAGCUAACAAAGGUCCAAGACAGCGCUUUAACUCGGGAGGUGUGGAUUGGAUGGACCUCCACCGGCCCGCCUUCAAGAUGGACAGCUCCUCCUACCUGCCCAGUCGCCUGGCCUCCCCAGCCCUGAUGGUGCUGGCCUCCACAGCCGAGGCUGGCCGCGAUGCCUCCGUCCCCUGCCAGGCCUCCGUCCCAUGCCAGGCCCCGAGGCCCUUCAGCGUCCCCAUCUCUGAGAAGGACCUCCACCUCCCCUUCCCUUCCGGCUCCUACACAUUCGCCUCCAUGUACAACCGUCAGGGGCCUAUCUCCGGCCACAGCUCCUUCCCCGCCAGAGACUUCCCUGCCUCCCUGCUCCACCUCCAUCCCCAGUUCCAGUUUCACCCCAACAACCUGGAUGGCUCUUCCCUGGGGAUGCUCAACCACAGUGGGGUAGGGGCCUUCCGACCGUUCUCCUCCCCGCCUGAGGAGAGGGAGGCCAGGGGUUAUCAGUCAGCCUUCACCCCUGCUAAGAGGCUCAAGGGCUGCUACACAGAUUCGGAGGGGAAGGAGUAUGAUUUUGGAGGAGGGCGUUUCCUCUCUGCCACACCGGGGUCGGUCAAGGCCGCUGAGGAUUCUAGGAGGAAGUUGUUUGCGGUAUCUGGGCUGCUGUCGGACAGACAGGCCUCAUCUAGUCCGGAGGACUGCAAGGAGCACUUAUGUAACAUCCUGUAUGACUCCCAGGCCCCAGUGUGUCCAGUGUGCCAUGCUGUGUUACGACCAGGUGAGCUACAGGAGCACAUGGAGCAGGAGAUGGGCAGACUGGCACAGUUACAAAUGAGUAUUAAUUCAGUCCAGAGGAACCAUUCAUUAGGGGCUACAAAGUCCCCCUCACUAUCUCUGCACAUUAAAUGUGAGGGGGGGUCCCCCACCCCUCUCCCCUGCCAUCCUGAACAGCCCCACUCAGACAGAUACCAGACGUUUCUGCGUGUGAGGACCAACAGACAUACGAGACUGAAUGUCGAUGACUGCUGCUACACCAAACCCGCCGCUUUAUGUCCCCACAACGGAAAUCACCUAACCCCAGACUGCACACAAUCUGUCAGGAUCGGCAAGCUGAAGAGGAGGAGACCUGACGAAGGCCAGGACAUUUUGGUGGACCUGGGGGGAGAGGAGGAGGAGUGGACUGAGCGGAGGAGGAUACGGAUGACAUCCAUGCUGGGGGGGUGUGAAGGGUCGGCGUUUGUAAGCAGCAGCACUUCUAAGGAAGGCCGUGGUGACAGCGACACCGAGCUGGACGUGGAUGGAGACCACACUCUGGAGUAUGGUAGAGUACAAUAUACGGAGGAAGACAUCAUCCGCUGUUCAGGACAGGAUCCUGGGGAGGUGGAGGAGAGGGAAGCACUGAGGGAGGCAGUUCUAAAUGGUGGUACACUGUCCAACAGAGUAACUCUGGAACAUUCCAAAUGGACAAAUGAGGGAAGUCCAUCCACUAGCAACGGAGAGAGCAACAAACUGGACAACAGCAUAUCCUCCCUACACAGGACCUGUAAAAAUAGUGACAUUGAUAUGGUCUCUGAGGAUUCUGGGCUGACGACGCUGGAUUCACUAAAAAGUCGAAUACGGGACCUAGAGAAGCAGCUGACCAAAGGGGACAGACACAACUGUCUUAUCUGUAGGGACACGUACACAACACCUCUCACCUCCAUCCAGUGCUGGCAUGCCCACUGUGAGGAGUGUUGGCUCCGCACUCUGGGGGCUAAGAAGCUGUGUCCACAGUGUAACACCAUCACUUCUCCUGGGGACCUGAGACGGGUAUUUCUGUGACUGGGCAGGGCCAGAGAAGCACAGAUCCCUGAGGGGGCGGGAUAUCUGAAGUAUUAACCUUUGACCUUUGAAGGGGACGUAAGGACAGCUGGCUUGUCAGAGAUUACCCUUGUCUUUGCACCUUAACCUACCCCCUAACCCCCCUCCCAAACCAAGUAGGGGGACACCCCAUGAGGACAAAAUGGCACCCAUGACUGGGUAUUGCACAAUGAUCAGUCUUUAUGUCAUAUGACCUUUUAGGUUUGACAUUUGACCUUUAGUUUGCCCACCUAGAUGGCAUUCAUUUGUACCAAGCUCACCUCAACAUUUAGUGAGCCAAGCCAUUUCUAAGAGGAGGACUCUGUGCUCAAUACAAUUACAAUUUGUACGUAAAUGACAAGAACUCAAGUAAUCUUAGUGCUAAGGCACUGAAAAAAUGCUUUCAAAUGGCUUUAGAUCAAAACAAGUUUGUGACACUCUUUGUACUAUAAUUAUAUAUUAUACAAAGCGGUAUACACUUUUGAAAAUAAUAAUUGUCUGUUUUUAUCAAGAGAAAACACAUGCAAAUAGUUUUGUGUAUGUUAGAAAUUAUGUAUGUGAAAUAGAUUAACACUGCCAUUGUGUUUACAGUCAUGUUCUUAUGAAGUCAUGGUUUUGGUUAGUUAGGGUGGGAAGAAAGUGUGAACAUAACAAUUGCAAUAGUUUGAGAUUCAUUAUUUUGUGUUUGUCAUUGAGGUUGUGUUUCUUUGUACAGGAGUACAAAGUGUAAUUAGUAAAUGUUACAAAAAUAAAAUGAGGCGUUUAAAAAGAUGUUGGUUAUUGCAUAAAUAUAUACAAACAUACUGUAGAUAUCAUUGAAGAUCCAAUGUGUGUACAAUGUUAACGAUCACCACCAUAAUCUUGCUUUAUUAUAACUUUGAUGAACACUGGUUAGCCAUGAUACAUCCUUAUACAUGUUUAGAAAUGCUUUGUAAAUUAUUACUGAUGUUAUGCUCAUAUAAAUUGUAAUUUUACAACAAAAAAAUGUAAUACUUAUUUAGUUAAUGAAUGCUUAUUCCUGAAAGUUAUUAUGAAGUUUUACCGAAUUCUCUUGAUCUAAAUUAUGUUCAAAGCCCUGUAGGCAAGAAUAUUGCCUAAGAAUAAGU
Molecule: messenger RNA, 3155 nt
Organism: Coregonus clupeaformis (lake whitefish)
Lineage: Eukaryota; Metazoa; Chordata; Actinopteri; Salmoniformes; Salmonidae
Product: E3 ubiquitin-protein ligase RNF220
Exons: 16
Coding region: 283-2031 (582 amino acids)
Biological process (GO): protein ubiquitination
Molecular function (GO): metal ion binding; ubiquitin protein ligase activity
Source: RefSeq, a predicted model, not a curated record